UUAUUACUAUUAUGCAGCAUGUCCUGGAAUGUGCGGCCGCCAUAGCCAGGAAGGUUUUCUGGUUCGCCAUACCCCCUCGCCUCAAUGAAGGCGAAAACGGGAAGAAAAGGAUGCGUGUGAACGCAAUCACAAGGCAGCAUGUGGCAGCAAUGACAAACGUCAUCUGCUUAAAUUUGGAAGACAGGUUCCUUGGAAAAGCCAGGGCCAUGAAGCCAGCUUUCUACGGCGCUGACGGAUACCAUGUGUCCCGGGGAGCUGGCAUAAAGGCCCUGGCCAGGGCACUGAGCCUUGCCGUCAGGGCUGCUUUCAGAGCAGAAUGGCAGCCAUGUGGCAGGAAGACUGCCACUCAGAAUUGGAAAAUUCUGUACUGCGCCGCCUGCCAGGCCAAAGGCCAUGUCAGCCCUCAGUGUGAAACUUUCUUGCAAAAUGCACAGCCUUAGAGUGCAAAGCGAGCAUUGUUUAACUGUGCGAACAAACGGACCACAGAGACAGCAUGGGACAACGUCGGACUCAGACUUGCAACUUACACAAGGACGGGCGCAGACUUGC
Molecule: messenger RNA, 549 nt
Organism: Dermacentor andersoni
Lineage: Eukaryota; Metazoa; Arthropoda; Arachnida; Ixodida; Ixodidae
Source: RefSeq, a predicted model, not a curated record